Leptidea sinapis is the source of this 2261-nucleotide messenger RNA. It is a transcript of the gene PRL-1, whose product is annotated as PRL-1 phosphatase. The transcript has 6 exons. The coding region runs from base 705 to 1220 and encodes 171 amino acids. NCBI's taxonomy places the organism in Eukaryota, Metazoa, Arthropoda, Insecta, Lepidoptera, Pieridae. Gene Ontology annotation, molecular function: protein tyrosine phosphatase activity. Gene Ontology annotation, biological process: protein dephosphorylation. Gene Ontology annotation, cellular component: nucleus. The record is from RefSeq and is a predicted model, not a curated record.
GGCCAGUCUUCAGUCUUCACACGAUCGCGGCACGGACCGUGUCGACUCGCUGCAAUGUGAACUCAUAAUUCCUUCCACUGUCUCCGAGGACAGCAUCAGUUGCGUGUUUAUUGUCUCUUAUUAUUUUCCAUUUUUUGAGUUCCAAUCUCACCUAUCGUAGCAGAGAAAUCUGGACAUUCGUUCUGUGGCGACAUUGAUGGAGUUCCGCUUGGACAGCGCGGAGUACUGCCAGGCUCAACACAAAUAAAGUCGAGGGUGUUCGCGGAGGCAGGUAGCAGGGAGCUCUCGGACACAUGCGGCUGGGAAGGCGCGCCCACACCACUCACCUGUGCAAUACGCAGAAUCCGACCACCCACAAGUUACCUUAGACGUGGAACCCAGUGUUAAUUGCAGCAUAUCAUUGAGUUGCUGAAGUUUCGCACCAACAACAAAAGCUUAUGUUUGUCGCUUAGCUAAGUUUCGUAAACAAAUUCGGAAUUUUCGUUUAUCAGUUACCGAAUGUGCUCAAGUGCUUGAAAGCGACCUCGAUGCGGGUGCUCCAAAUUAUAUAAUUGGACUUUUUCUAAACAGAAGGCGAGAAACUGAAGUGUGUUGUGUGGAAAUAGAGUGACAAUUUGUCUGUUAGACUUUUACGGUUCGCUACAUCUUCGGAGCGUGUGAGACGAACGCGACUUUCAAUCGGAAGGGACAGAGAAGCAGUCACCAUGAAGCAGAAGGACAUCAGGCCGGCUCCAUCUCUCAUCGAGUUCAAGAACUUGCGCUUCCUCAUAACGGACCGACCAUCGGAUGUCACCAUCCAGUCCUACUUACAGGAGUUGAGGAAGCACAAUGUGUGCGUGGUGGUGCGAGUGUGCGAGCCCAGCUACGACACGGCGCCACUCAGUGCGGAGGGCAUCGAGGUGAGGGACCUGGCCUACGAUGACGGGACCUUCCCGCCCACCAACGUCGUCGACGAAUGGUUCGAGAUUCUGCGUGAAAAAGCGCAGAACAAGCCGUCGUCUGCGGUGGCGGUGCACUGCGUGGCGGGACUGGGCCGCGCUCCCGUCAUGGUGGCCAUAGCGCUCAUCGAGCUGGGCAUGAAGUACGAGGAGGCCGUUGAGACCAUACGGGACCAGCGGCGCGGUGCAAUAAACGCCAAGCAGCUCUCGUACUUGGAGAGGUACAGGCCAAAGUCGCGUCUCAAGAAGAACGGACACAAGAACUCAUGCUGCGUGCAGUGAGUCGAGCGGCCGACAGCGAAUCAAACUCUGCUUUCACACACACACUCGACACACGGGAGCAUAGACAACUAACUAGUUUUUUUUUAUUUAGCCCGCCCACACACUCUCCGACUCCAUUGUCCGGCCCCGAUUUUCGUUUUACGAUAAUUCUCUUUACUAAAUUUACAGUUCGUCGGACUAGGCGUUACAUAAUAUUUUUCUUUUCUGUAUCUAAAUCUAAUUUCUUCAGUUCCUGACAUUAUUUUUUUAAUCGGGACCGUACAAAAAGGCCGGAUUGUCGGGAUCCUCAGCGUCUUGUGGCGUCACAACUUAUUUUCUAAACAUAUUCCGAGGGUCCGUAACCGAAUUCCGACAGCUUUUGGAGAUGACAUUCCCGUUCAGUUUCGCGGUGAAUUUGAUUACGAACUCGGCACCUCCGAUACCGUCUUUAUAUAAUUUUGCUACGAAAUUUAAUUGACAGCCAUUUUGUAUACUAAGUGUAAUAAUUAUUGUGAACCGUGUAGUAUGUGGAGCCUUUAUAGCCACUAUUUGUGUUCAUUGGAGGACAGUCACUAUGCUGUAUGUAAUAAAGUCCAAGUUUCCAUAAUACACUGAAUCGAGUCGACUACACGCUUUAAAACUACUUAAUUUUGAUUUUGUUUAUUAUAAAUUUGUGUGUUGAUAAUAUCAUAAUUCUAUAUUUUUUCUUAAAUGCUAUUAUUUUAUAUUUUUCUUAGAGACAUUAUUAUUAUUAAUCAAUGAAUAAAUUAUGACAUAAUAGAAGAUUUAUUUGUAUUUGCUUCAUAAGACAAUGGAUAUAUUUUUUUCGCGUUUUUCAAUUGUUUUAAUGAAAUUAUGACGAUGCUGAAUAAAUUAGCCUUCAGAUGAAACCGACUGAGGUCAACGAGAGCCACAUUAAAUACACAAACCUAAUCACUGAUGUUCCAGUACUUGUAGCUCUUUGAUAUUAUUUUUCUAUAUCUAAUUUUAUGAAAAUAAUCAAAGUUAUGAUUGUGUAACCACGCCACAUUCAUAAAUAAAAAUUUAUUUAUAAGCAAUGAA